AGUAAGAACUCAAAGAAGAAAUUUCGAAAGCAAAGCUUUCACCAAGUGUUUGAAGUCACCUGUGAUUUGAUUGACAAAGGAUCGCCUGGAAGGUAAAUUUCUAGGGUUUCUCGAUGGCGGAGUUUUUGGCGCUUCGAUGCCACGCGUGCAAAAUGUUCCAGGUGAAGCCACGGAAGAAAUCCAGCAACAAAUGGUGUUGUAGCGUUUGCAAUGAGGUCCCCGCUUUGUAGAGCUUCGGGAGAUGAGACUCCUGCGCAGAGAGAAAGCCGAUUCUCUGCGUGACACCUGUAUGCGAUCUAUCAACGAGAGUAGAAGCCGAUUGGAGCCUUCGCCCCCACAAAAGAAGUGCAGGUUAGAAGCGUCGUCGCUCUACGGGAGCUCCCAAAAACCCUAAUUCAUUGAAGAGAGACCAAGGGGAAAGAAAUGUAUCGCAUCGCAGGCGUUUCCCGCAUGAUCCGGAAGCGGCAGCGCCGAGAGUCUCCGCCAAAGCUCUUUUCUUCCCGAGCGCACUUGCCCAUGGGCACGCACUUGCCACGGGCACGCACUUGCCCACGGCGGCAACUGCUGGCAAAGAGAUUUCAAAGAAGCGAAUGGAAGACGAGAAGACGUGGGUGUGGAACUGCGUCAUCAGAGACUACGGCAUGCUUGGCCGAGUCGAGUGCACUCGAGAGGCAUUUCUGCAGUGUCCAGCUAGGAACUUCCUGAGCUGGAAGCUCCUUGCGGACGCAUAUGCCCACAAGGGGCAUUACUGGAAAGUACUAGAGAUUGAAGACAAGAUCCCGGCUGUGAUGUAUCAGCUUGCUCCGCCUCCUCCUUCUUCAGCAUCCAUCUUUGAUGCUGUUUCUCUGUACCAGAAAGGCAAGAGGUGGGCAGCAUGGGAACUUCUUCAAUGAGGAAAAUGGAAGGAAGCUUCUUUUUUUGGCAUUGGGCAAAUACAAGACAGUUUCUAUGCUUCUUGUGUUCACUUCCCUCUUGACUUAUGGCAAUGUCCAGCUUUUCAAGCUAAUUCGGACCAUGAUAGAAGGAUCUUCACUGACUGAAGAAAGCCUCAUCCAUCUAGCAUGCUGCCAGGGCACUUGAGGUGUUUCAGGCGUUCCAGUGGAAGCUACGCGAGCUGCGAAGGAACUAGCCACUGAGGGCGUUCCAGUGGAAGCUCCGCGAGCUGCGAAGGAACCAGUCACUUAGGGCGUCGCAGUCACUCAGGGUGUUCCAAUGGAACCAGCCACUCAGGGCGGUCCAAUGGAAGCGCGAGCUGCGCGUGAGCGUCUCGAGGCUUUGUACAUCAAGGCCUCAUUCUGUGUGUUUGGCGAGGAUAUGCGGCUAAAGCUGAAGGCUCUGAAGACGCUCAGAGCAAUGCGAAUUGCUGGGGCUCACUGUGGGGACUUACUGCUGGAACAAGGAAAUAGCCCAGCAGAUAACUACGCAAAGACACUGGCAAUCCAUGCCAUAUUAGAGGCGGAGCAGCUGAUGGCUCUUGGUAACGUGCCUAAAGAGUGCCGGCCAUUCGUGAACGCUCUCAAGAGUGUCCUUGCAAAGCUGAGAGACGACGGUGUCACGCUACGACCCGGGGCUUGUGAAUGUACAGUUUUUUACCAAGAGACGACAACGUUAUAGUAGGAUUUUAACUCUUCUAUGAUGCUAUGAUGGCUGAGCAUGGUGUCAGUGCCUCUAGCCUACGUUGUAAGUUUUGCGAAACAGGCAGCGCUGACACCAGCUCAGGUGCAUGCGUGGUUAUUAUCGUCUGGACAAGUCUAGCUUUGGGCCGGUCUCACUGUGCCUCUCCAGUUCCCGGCACGGCACUCGUAUGGCAUCAAUGAGCUCGCGUUUCUGACCGGAACAUGUCCUGAGAGAUAUCAAUGUUUUGGUUACGAAAGCUGGGCUGCCACUGCCGGAGGAGAGCUUCAGCGCGGUCACUCCGGAGGGACUUGCCAGCGUUGAAGGGGCCUUACCUGGAAAUGCGUUGCUCAGGGCUGGAGUGAUCGGGCUCUCUGUUCAAGGCAGUCCUUGAGAUUUGGAAACAUCUUUUGGCGUCCUCCAGGAGUUGUGUCGUCGAGCUUCGAACAUACGGUGUUCGUGGCAUCUUCACCUCCUCGAGCUCGAUAUCUAGAUGAGGGGCAGCCGUGCGUGGAAGUCCUCAGCGCUGGGAACUCCAAGGAGGCAUGAGCGUGGCGGAAGUGGAACGGAUCUAGCACGAUUGGUGUGUGCAGGGAGCACUCUUUUUCCUUUUCUCUGUUUUGUUCCGGUGCUCCUUACUAUAAUAUAUCUAACGCUUGAAACUAACCAAAACCAAACUAGACCUCA
Molecule: messenger RNA, 2301 nt
Organism: Selaginella moellendorffii
Lineage: Eukaryota; Viridiplantae; Streptophyta; Lycopodiopsida; Selaginellales; Selaginellaceae
Exons: 2
Coding region: 1213-1614 (133 amino acids)
Source: RefSeq, a predicted model, not a curated record